AUGGAAAGUCCAUUUAAAGCUAUUGCACAGAAGAACGUCAAAAGGUUAGACUUGGAGAAAUCAAUAAUGGAGCAGGACAAGGAGACCUGAAAGUUACUCUGAAAGUCUCUUUAUUAUAAUUAUUUCAUUGCAGCAAAUGUGAAAAGUAGCUAUUACAAUUACAAAGAAGAGGAUCCGAUCCAGAAUUAUGAUUUUGAGUAUCCACAAACAAGAGAGAUCAAGUUUAUUCAGAAAAUGAGCUUCUUAAAAGAUUAUUGCACUCGAGUUAAUGAAUUCUAUUUGACUUUUAUUAACAGCAAGAAAAAGUAUAUUAUCAAUUCCUUCACUAGUUCGUUUCCUAAGUCAGUUGCUCAUGUUAGAAUUGACUCUAAAGACAGGCUCCUUUUAAAUACUUCCCUUCAUUUCAAGGGAAUAAUAAGAAUCAGUUCAAGAGUGUUAAAUGAAAUUGAUAUAUCUUCUUUUAGAAUCAGUCAACCUCAGUUAAAGAGAUUUAUAGUGUUUUACAAACAUAUUCAAGCAAUAAGAUUUUAUAGUUGCAAGCUUUCAGUGUCUGUUGUCAUGGACUUUACAGAUUUGCUGAAAAAUACAAAUAUCCAGAUUCUAAGUUUCUGCUAUUCAGCAAUACCCAAACAUGACCACUGGGAGACAGAUCUUAAUGAGUUUAUUAAUUUAAUAAAAAGUUUGGCUACUUCUAAAGAUUUAAAGAAGAUGCUAAAGUACUUAAGUCUUACUAAAAGCAUGGCUGAGCCAAGCGAGGCAAGAAAAAUUCUUGAUCAAAAUGGAUUUGAUAAAGUCGAAGCUACAUAUCCAUAUAAUAAAGUUCCAAAAUAA
Moneuplotes crassus is the source of this 831-nucleotide messenger RNA. NCBI's taxonomy places the organism in Eukaryota, Ciliophora, Spirotrichea, Euplotida, Euplotidae. The record is from the annotation of a GenBank genome assembly.